AUGUCGCGCUUUGAAACUGUCGAAGUUCAAAGUUUACGUGGCGAAAGCCACCGUUACUUAUGUGAUCAAGAUAUUUUACGAUUACUGAAUUUUCCAAAUGACACGGACUGGAGAAAUACGCUGCUGUUAAUUGUUGACCCCGGAAACGGACCCUACGACAUCGAAGAUUUUGUCCCCUCACUUAGAAGUGUUAUCGAUUUGAAAGACAUCGUACACUUUGGUGCCAGUGUAGUGACUCAUGUCUACAUUAUAGGAAUGAAAACGGAAAAUAGCGCAAGUGCUUUACUAAAUCUGAGAGAAAUACAAGUUAAAGGUAGGAAAUGUCGAAUUAUUCCUAUAGAAAACCGGAAAGUGAUUAUUAAUAUACAUUGGUUAACACCAGUAUUAUCACAUGAUCUGGUUAAUAGACACUUCAUAAAUUAUGGAAGAAUUGUAAAGUGCGAAUUUUUAAAAUCGGCAGUGCCUGGGUUGGAACAUGUCCUUACGAACAAAAGACGAGUAUGGUUAGAGCUGAAACAAGGAAUAAGUAUUGAAGAAUUGCCGUAUUUUAUAAGGGUGAAAGGUAUGACUGGAUCGGUUGUCAUCGCGGACAGACCACUACUAUGUUAUCGAUGCAAACAAUUUGGUCAUAUCAGAAGAAACUGUCUCGAAAAAGUGCAAAACUUGUAA
Messenger RNA from Centruroides sculpturatus (bark scorpion), 669 nucleotides. RefSeq lists its product as uncharacterized. The transcript has a single exon. Bases 1 to 669 code for a protein of 222 amino acids. Lineage: Eukaryota; Metazoa; Arthropoda; Arachnida; Scorpiones; Buthidae. Gene Ontology annotation, molecular function: nucleic acid binding; zinc ion binding. The record is from RefSeq and is a predicted model, not a curated record.